Carassius gibelio (silver crucian carp) is the source of this 1445-nucleotide messenger RNA. Its product is annotated as EEF1A lysine methyltransferase 3. Lineage: Eukaryota; Metazoa; Chordata; Actinopteri; Cypriniformes; Cyprinidae. Gene Ontology annotation, molecular function: protein-lysine N-methyltransferase activity. Gene Ontology annotation, biological process: peptidyl-lysine methylation. The record is from RefSeq and is a predicted model, not a curated record. The transcript has 3 exons. Gene Ontology annotation, cellular component: cytoplasm; cytosol. The coding region runs from base 89 to 745 and encodes 218 amino acids.
GCUGGUGAUUUUUGGCGCUGAUGGCGCUCCGUACUCAAGACUUCUGCACUGACUCUCAGAUGUAAACGCGUCUUCAGCUGUUGCUGUCAUGAUCGGAGACGCCGCGCACAUUUUCCCAGCAGAAGAUGGUUUGUUUGAGGAGACGUUCAGCACGGAAAACACAUACAGAGUCCACGGACUGAACAUCAGGAUUCAGCAGGAUUACAGCGCGAGCCUGGGCGUCGCUGCGUCAGUCUGGGACUCCGCUCUGCAUUUAUGUCAGUUCUUUGAGAAGGAGUCUCUGGAUCUCAGUGGGACGCGGAUCAUAGAGUUGGGUGGAGGAACAGGACUGGUUGGCAUAGUGGCUGCACGAUUAGGAGCCCAUGUGACCAUCACAGACUUACCUUCUGCUGUUUGUCAGAUCGAGAGGAACAUUGCGGUGAACACGCCGCUCUCAGGAUGGCCCUCGGACGGCCCCACGGUGUCAGCGCUGGCGUGGGGCCUGGACCACCGCCGAUUCUCCUCCAGCUGGGACUUUGUGCUGGGCACAGACAUCGUCUAUCUGCCUGAAACCUUCCCUCUUCUCUUGGACACACUGGUUCAUCUGUGCCGGGACGGGGCUGUUGUCUAUCUGGCGUCAACGAUGCGCAGAGAACACGGCGCUCAAGACUUCUACGACCGCAUGUUACCGCAGAUGUUCGGCGUGGAGCUCGUGCACAGAGAUCCUGACAGCAAUAUCAAUAUUUAUAAAGCUACUUUGAGAUGAGCCCUCCAUCCGUCCUCCAUAUUAGCAUAUUAGAGUCUAAUUUUAUAUCUGAAGCUGGGAAGUUUGAAUAUUGGGGAGUAACAGGACACAUAUAAUGCCAUUAUGUAUUUAUAAUACAAAAUAUUCCUUUAUGGUUGCUGUUGAAAUCUUUUGAGCCCAAUAUGCAUUUCUAUACUUCAACUAAUUUAAUUAAGUGUGAACAUGAUACGAUAUUGAGAUAUGGUUUGAAAUUAUUUAUUUUAGUAAGUUUUAGAGGAGGUUAUUCUCCAAACACUUAUGAAUGUACAGUGUUAUAAUUAUAAUGCUAGUUUUUAGAUAUGGGUAAGAUACAGCAGCUUUAAAUAUUAAACCGAUAAUGCGGUAAAACCGUAAAACCAGUCAUGUGUGAUUAACCAUUAAGUGUUGCUUAAGUAAAGGUAUUGUUAGUGAUCCACAAGCCCCAGUGUGACUCCUGUUAAAUACAUUAAUGCCGUAAAAAGGCAUUUUAAAAUAGUACCUUUAAAGGUAAACUUUCCAUUUCAGAAAUGUAAAAUAAAACUGUGCAUGAAUUUUACUGUUCCUUGUGUAUGGCACUGUAAUUGGAAAAUGCUGAAAUUAUGAGAACUGAAGCUUUACGACAAGUUUAACCCCUUACUAGUAACCCCCCUUUUUUGGCAUGGAGACCGAAAUUACAUACCCAAAAUAAAAAGGUUUCUGCUCA